CUGAGUGGGAGGAGCCUGUAAUGAGGAUUAGUUCGGGUUCACCUAUGUGUGUGUAUGUGUGCUGCAGACCAGGUUAAGUAGCUCGGUUACACGUAUAACACCUCCGCGUACUGUUACGAAAGAAGGCGAAUUAUGGAGCUGUGACCAAACGCGACUGUGUUAUUUCUUCCCGAGAGGACAAACUGAGUGUUUGUGGUUAAAACCUGCAGCUCGACGCUCCGCACCGUCCAACCGGAGGAUCCGUCCGACGGACAAGAAUGAGGUCCUUGUCUGCUUAGCGACCUGUCCCUGUGAACGAUGCUUCAGCAAAGGUCCUCUGUGAUUAUGCUUCCUCCUGUGGUUUCAGUUGCACCCAGUAAGCAGUCAUGAAUGUGCUCCUUCUCCUGCCUAUGACAUGGUUUAACUCGUAUGAUCCGGUCAUACCAUGAUGGCCUCCAUGGUUGUCAAUGGAAAUCAAGAAGGGCAGUCUCUGGUCCUGAAAGGGGUGGAUCCAGAGACCUGCAUGAUUGUGUUCAAGAACCACUGGGCUCAGGUGGUGAAGAUCCUAGAAAAGCACGACCCCCUUCGCAGCACCUCCUCCCUGGGUGUCCUCAACCUCACCGCCAGCUCUAGCGGCGGCCCUCGUUUCGGCCCCAUCCCCGGAGACGAGGCGAGCGCGGUGCAGAACUAUGUGGAGCACAUGCUGUUCCUGCUGAUGGAGGAGGAGAGUGGCCUGGUGGGCGCCAUGGGCCCCAUCCUGGAGUUUGUAGUGAUGGAGAACGUGAUGGAGCGUCUCUUCGUGUGGAGCCUCCGCCGGGAGUUCACGGAUGACAUGAAGCUGGAGCAGCUGAAGAUGUACGAGAUGCUGGUGGGCCAGGCGCACCAGCCCCUGCUGCAUCACAAGCCCAUCCUGCGGCCGCUGAUGAUGCUGCUGUCGUCCUGUUCGGGCACGGCGGCGCCGCGGGUGGAGGCCGAGCUGGUGCUGCUGCUCAACCAGCUGUGCUGCGUUCUGGCGAAGGACCCUUCGAUUCUGGAGCUAUUCUUUCACACCAGCGAGGAUCAGGGAGCCACAAACUUCCUCAUCUUCUCCCUGCUCAUCCCAUUCAUCCACAGGGAGGGCACGGUGGGCCAGCAGGCCAGAGACGCCCUGCUGCUCAUCAUGUCGCUGUCCGCUGAGAACGAGCGAGUGGCCAAACACGUCGCGGAGAACACCUACUUCUGUCCGGUUCUGGCCACAGGGCUGAGCGGCCUGUACUCAUCUCUGCCCACCAAGCUGGAGGUUCCUAAUGAGGAGUGGCACUGUCUGCAUAAAGAGGACUGGCUCCAGAUGCCGUCCCUCGUCCAGUUUCUCAACUCGCUGGAGUUCUGCAACGCUGUUAUCCAGGUGGCCCACCCUGACAUCAGAGACCAGCUGGUUAGCUACAUCUACAACGGAUUCCUUGUGCCUGUCCUCGCACCAGCUCUCCACAAGCUGACCCUGGAGGAGGUGAUGACCACCACAGCGUACCUCGACCUCUUCCUGAGGACGGCGUCUGAGCCGGCCCUGCUGCAGACCUUCCUCUCCUUCAUCCUCCUCCACCGACACGAGAGCGUCCACAUAUUAGACACUCUGGUCAGCCGCAUCAACACCCCCUUCCAGUUGGGCACUGUGUCACUGGCACUUUUCCGCACUCUCAUUGGCUUAUACUGUGAAGAUGUGAUGCUGCAGCUUGUAUUGAGGUACCUGAUCCCCUGUAAUCACAUGAUGUUGAGUCAGAGACGUGUCGUCGGGGAGAGAGACUGCUACUCUGUGUCAGCAGCCAAGAUCCUGGCAUUAACACCGUCCUGCUGCUCUCCUGAUCACAGCCCCCCGCCCCUCCGACAGCUGGACUCCAUCCUCUUUUCCAAGGGUGCGGAGACCCCCAGCAACACCAGCGCCACGGAGGAAAAUGAGAGCUUCUUAGAAGAGGAUGACGGCUCAGGUAACUCCUGCACCAUCGGCUCAGAAAUCUACCUGGAUGUGAGUUAUCUGCAUUACCUCUACGACGCCCGGCUGAGCAUCAGCAGCUGCAUGCAGGCCUGCCAGGUUUGGUCGGCACCGUACGACGGAGAGGACCCGCCUCCUGAGAAAUACCAGCCCGGCGUCCUCGAGGAGCCGGGGGUGAAGAGUCGGCCGACCCAGAUGCCUUUUAAGAAAGUCCCACAGCUGCUGGCGCCUCGUCCUCGCCCCUGCCCGCCACCGAGCACAGAGCCCUCCAUCACCCAGCUGGAACUGGAGUGGGACGAUAGUUACGACGCGUGUCCGGUGCAGACCGCCGAGGCUCCUGUAGAGAGUAAACCUCCACAGCCGCCUCCUGCUGAGCCCCCAAAGCACAUCCAGGAGAUGCGAAAAACGGCCCUCAUGUUGGUGAAAGACUCCUACAUUGAGGAGAACGAGUUCCAGGACGACGUCAUGGUGUACGAUCUUGUUGCAAAGAAAGACGCAAAAGAUGUCGUUAAGCUCAAACGCAACAAGUCUGAAUCAGAAGAAACCCAAACGGGCUCAGCCGAAGUUCUCCUAAAAAACGGACUCAGUCUAACACUUCCAGCCUCUGUGACGUCUGAUAAAAACAGUUUGGACACUAAGGUCCAAAACAGCACAGCUGCUGAGCCGGGUGAUGACCUUUUGGCUCAGUACGAGGAGCUCAUACGGACAUUGGACUCUCAAGCAGGUGGAAAACAGGUCAAACCUGACGUAGAGGUGAAGAAGCCUGUCACACCUGCAGAGAAGGAGAAAGAGGAGGAGGAGGAGGAGGAGGAGGAGGAGGAGGAGAUGGAUUUCACCUCCUUCUCUGCCGAGACACCAGAGCCAGAGAAACUCCAAUCACCAUUUGGUGUCAAGUUCGUCAGCGGAGGUGCAGGGAGAAGCCAGGCGCUGCCUUUUACUGGUCCAUUUGUCAGCGUGCUGUUGUCUCGUCUGGAGAACAUGCCGAGCAACUCGCUACACGUCAACUUGUUGGUGACAGGCAUCCUGGCCCAGCUGGCGGCCUACCCUCAGCCCCUCCUGCGCUCCUUCCUCCUUAACACCAACUUGGUCUUUCAGCCGACCGUUCGCUCUCUUUACCAGGUACUAGCCACCGUGAAGAACCAGAUAGAAGAGCAGGCUGCCUCCAGGAGAGACUUUCCAGAGCUGAUCACGGCCGCCCAACACUGGCUGCUGGCCAGGGAGACUUCAUUCACUGCAGCAGACAACGGCGGCAGCAGACGAUCCACGCACGGCGAGGCGGUGAUGAUGCUGAAGAGUUCGCCGCCACCUAAACCCAAAGCCAUCUCUCUGGACCGGACAGAAGUCUUCGCUACCGUCCUCUACACGGAGUUCCUCAAAGAACUGGCUGCCAUUGCACAAGAGCACUCCAUCUUAUCAUACAUUCCUAUGGAAGAGUGAUCGUGUCCCACUAAAGUUAAAGACUUUUU
Centropristis striata (black sea bass) is the source of this 3411-nucleotide messenger RNA. RefSeq names its product FHF complex subunit HOOK interacting protein 1Aa (gene fhip1aa). The transcript has 13 exons. The record is from RefSeq and is a predicted model, not a curated record. Lineage: Eukaryota; Metazoa; Chordata; Actinopteri; Perciformes; Serranidae. The coding region runs from base 425 to 3382 and encodes 985 amino acids.